Molecule: messenger RNA, 5351 nt
Organism: Mytilus trossulus (common blue mussel)
Lineage: Eukaryota; Metazoa; Mollusca; Bivalvia; Mytilida; Mytilidae
Product: titin-like
Exons: 6
Coding region: 337-2523 (728 amino acids)
Source: RefSeq, a predicted model, not a curated record
AAACACAAGAUUUUUUAAACGGAUAUUUCGAUAAGUUAUGGUGAACAUAGCCUUGAAAAUGCUGAAUUGAAUAAAGAUCUUUAUUUACCAUGUUUCCAAACCGUCAUUUACAUUUUAAUAUUUCGUCAAACAAAAUAAACUAUUUCCGUACACUUUUACUUGUUGUUUGUAAAUCGAAAUAUUUGUUUAAUGUGGUAUCAUAAAAUACAUAAAAGGUAUGAUUUGACUUGAUUUAAUGCGCACCUGGUUUAACUCAGGAAGGACUAUUUUUAAACUGAUUAUAUAUUUCAGCGCAGUACUUCCUUGUUUGAGUUUUGUAUUGAAUAUGGAAAUGACAUGACAUCCAAAGAAGGUACCGAUGAAGACAUAGUGUGGUCUGAUGAAACACAGAGCAUCAGAGAUGUGGUAUACUCUAGUAUGCCAGCCAUUGUGCGGGUGGCUGAAGGGUUUUAUGGAGAUAAUGAUGCAGAAUCAUUUUCAAGAGGAGAUUUGUUAAAACUGGACUUUGUUAAAAGUAUUCAGAAAGUAUACGCAACGGUUGUGUCAUCAUGGAGCGAAGCCAUUCUGGAAGACCGAACUGGUUAUAUUCAACCAGACCGAGAAAUUAUCAUUCCACUCGGGUACAAGGGCAAAGUUGUUAUUACGAGACCACCAACCGAAUUUAAAGUGUAUACUAAUGUCACAGAACUAAUGAGGGACUUUCCACGUUAUGUUAGGGUUGAUACUCCUUUCUUUGCACAAUCAAAUCAAGAUCAAGCUAUACGUAUAGAAUCUGGCAAAAGAUUAGAAUUGGAUCGGUUUUUACCUAACCAGGGACUUAUUGCAAAAUAUGACGACGAUGUUGUAGUCCUGAACAAUAGUGUAAAAGGUCGGUUUGUUCCACUUCCAGACGAAACGGAAUACACACUGACAGAUGUGAUAGAUAAAUUGCCACUUCCACAAUUCGUAAGAUUUGUAGAAGAUGAAUUUGAAAAGGUUCUUACGACAGAUUUACAAAGCGCAGUUGAAAACGUCCAAGCAUUUACUGGCUGUGUAAAACUUAAACGAGUAUUUCGAGAAGAAGUAGUCGUUGGACAUCAUAAACCACAACUACCAUACAUGCCUGAAAGUUUAAGGAUUGAAAAUGAAAAGUAUGUUCAUAGAAGUAUAGUUCUAUUGCCGUUAAGCAGGGAUGCUGUCAACGAAAUUGAAGUGAAUGUACCAAUUUACUCGGAGCCAGAUGAAUACGAACUUCUGGCAAUUCGUAAUUUUUCACAAACGUCACCAAAUAUGGAUGUUAUUGAUGGAAGUCUGUAUCUUGAAUUUGCAAAGAAUCCCAGGAGUUUUUACGUGAUUGAUGACACAGAAGGAGGAGAGACAAAGAGAGCGUCAUACAUACCCGAAGCACCACCUCCUGUGCCGCCUCGUCCUGGUCAUCAUAUAGAAGAUAGUAAAGCUCCGAUACCUCCACCGAGGCCAAGUGUAUCUGAUGCUGAUGAUGAUCGUGAAGAUUAUGAAAUAGUUGGACAACCAAUGAAACCGCCAGUAGUUGCUCCACGAAUCACCAAACAGCAUGAAAUUCAUCAGAACCAAUCAAAACAAGUCAACAAAACACCAGGAGGAAAUACCAAGGCUUUGCAGAAAGAUAAACAGACGUAUAAUGAAGAAGAAGUCGAUGGACCGUUAUUAAUUUAUGAAGUCCCAGAUGAUUCUUCUGGCGAAUAUAUUGCUUUACCACAACAAAAACAUAAAAUCUCUGUACCAAAGCCAUUUUAUAAGAGAUUAAUGCGUGUUCAGUCUGAGCUCAAAGCUAGAUUAUUACCAAAAAGUCAUCAUGCAGCGAAACUUACACCGAUCUCACCAUCUAUCGGGGUUACACAACCUCUUCCAUCGCCAACUUACGACAAAAAACUAGAAACACCUUUUCCGUCACAGUCGUCUCCGAGAACUAAGACACGGCACAAGCCACCUCCGUCUCCAACAACACACAAGCCACCUCCGUCUCCAACAACACAAGUACAUCAAGAAAAGCCGAGCCCGUUACGUGUUAAAACUGCGGAUACAAUCAAUUUACCACCUAGACCCAGGGGGAAGAAAGUUGUGCAAGUUCCACCAAUCAAAGAGUCACACUCUAGACCGCCACCCAUUACCACAGAUUCAAACCCCCAACUAGAUGUUGAAAUAAGUGAUGAAGAAAUGCAAGACUAUGAUUAUCCAGACAUUUCUAAAAUGCUUCCCAUGUCACCACCCCAACAGUCACAAAGUAGACCAGUAGUUAGAGUUCAACCAAGUACACGUAAUAUUACGUCAGUGACGACGUCUUCUGAACGCAUGUCACAAAUGUCCGUACAAGACGUGGUGCGAUGUUUGCAUCAAUGUGCUUUAGCUAAACUCGCCAAUUUAUGUGAUGAAAAUGCAAUUGACGGAAAAUUCUUAUCAGAUCUAAAAGAUGAGGAACUGCGUGAUAAACCAUUUUCAUUAAACAAUAUAGAGGUUGCAAAGCUGAAAAAGAUGAAAGAAGGAUGGCGGCCAAAAAUAGAUUGAGCCAUUUGACGCGCUUCAGCUUGCCAUAAAACCAAGUAUUACAGACUCAAUUUUUUGUAAUAUUAUUCUAAGUUACAUUCUUUUUACAUUCAGUUAUUUGAUUUAUAGGAUACUGUAAUAUGCAUUUUACAUUGCAAUUUGAGACAUGUAUCAGUAUUUAUUCGAACAUCCGUUUAUUGUGUGGUAGGCUAUAGUACUCUAACCUUUUGACCAAAAUCUUUUUCACUUUAUAUCCACAUAUAUAAUGAUGAGUACCUAUAAAGAAAAUUGCUUUAAAUAUUCUUUAAAUUAAUGUUAUAUAUUUUUUUAGUAAUCACUUUUUAUAAGUGCCCUUUUGUAUGCAUUUCUGUUCAAGCCAAAAGAGAUGAAAAAUCACAAUUAUUUUUUUUAAAGUGAGGUCCCAAAAAGUAAAAAAGAAAAAACCGAACGUCAAGGAAAAUUCAGAACGGAAAUUAUCUCAUUAAAUGGUUAAUUCAGAAGCCUAACACACCAAACGAAUGGAAGACAACGUCAUAUUACUUGGUACCCUAUGUGGAAAAUGACUGAUUAAACCUGAUUUUAUAGCUAGCGAAACAUCUCACUUGUAUGACAGUCGCCAAUAACACUGACAACUAAAUGGAAACGAAGAACAAUUAAAACUAGACUCAAAUUAUAUUAAUUUAUCACCAUUAAAAAUUUUGUCAACAGUGAUGACUGAAACAAACAAAAAUUGGAGGAUAAACAAUGUUCUUCGGAUUGGAGUGUAUAGGUCUGUAUUUUUUAAUCAUGUGUCCGGGGAAAUCAUUCUAAAAUAGUCCGCAGUAAUCUUCUUGUAGACUCUCAUUUUAAUAUGGCCUCUGCACAACGAUGACGAAUUCAGUGAAAAAUCCUAUGUAGUAUAUAUAUGUUUAUAUGUAUAUUCAUUUUUUUUAUUUGUUUCAUGUGACUAAUUUUCCAUUUUCAUAACAAAAUCCAACAAAUUGAAUUACAAAUUAUGAACGAAGCUAGGACAUAAGAUCUGAAUUUUAACCAUGAUUUAUGAAUCACUUAAAAUAAUCUUCCGCAAUUUGUUGGAACUUAUUGUUUAGUUAAUACUGUAUUUUGCCUAUUUAACUUUUUUUAUUCGAAUUUCAUUGAUGAGUCUUUUUAGACGAAUUGUGCGACUGAUGUAAAAAAUGUCAUUCAAUGUUUGUAUCUACGAAAAGUUUAUAAGUAACUAUUUUUGGUAUUUUUGGUUUUGUUUGUGACUUACAUGACAGAAUUAAUGCCUUUUGAAAAUAUUGUUGUAUUAGAGACAAAACAGGAAAUUAUAAUAUACACAGUAAGUUGAUAGGGGUAUAAAUGAGGGACGAAAGAUACCAAAGGGACAGUCAAACUCAUAAAUCAAAAAUAAACUGACAACGUCGGGCUAAAAAUAAAAGAAGACAAACAGGCAAACAAUAGAACACAUGACACAACAUAGAAAACUAAAGAAUAAGCAACACGAACCCCACAAAAAACUAGGGGUGAUCUCAGGUACUCCGGAGGGGUAAGCAGAUCCUGCUCAACAUGUGGCACCCGUCGUGUUGCUUAUCAUUUAUGUGAUAACAAAUCCGGUAAAUAGUCUAAUUCGAUACGUCACAUUCAUGAAAGGGAAGGGAAAUGUAGUUACGACGUAAGGAACAUAUCCGAUAUCAUUUGUGAAACGAUUAUUCCAUAAAGGUAAACCAACUCGUGAUGGUGUCCGUAAAAUUUACGAAGGGAUGAUUACAACUUCACUAUUUGGAACUCUUGGUUUAAUAGCUUCCUUGUGAGCAGCAACCCUGUAUCAAAAAAAAUCAUGAAAGGAAAUACAAGCACGGGAGUAUCGUAUCAAUUGGGAGAUAUAUACCCCGUAUGCAGGUGCUGCUGGGAUGUUGCUACUUAGAAAUGGAAAGUUCACAAUUGGAAAGCUGAAAUCAUUUCUUUUGUCGUAAAGUUUUGUUAUCAACCGACCAUCAUUGUCAAUUUCUAGAUGUAAGUCAAGAUAUGAGGCCGACUUAACUGUAUCUGUAGUAUCCUUUAUCUCUAGUUCGAUGGGAUAGAUGCCUUCCACAUAGUCACCAAAUUUUAAAUUAUUUAGUGAAAGAACAUCAUCUAUAUAGCGGAGAGUUAAAGGAUAUUGCUAACUUCUUAUCUUUCUUCCUAAGAAGUUCCUGCAUGAAGUCAGCCUCAUAAUAAUAAAGAAACAAGUCGGCAAGUAGAGGGGUACAAUAUGUCCCCAUUGGAAUGCCGACAGUAUAACGUGUACGUAAAUAUUUUGUAUAUAUAACAACGUCAAAUAACAACACUUUUCAAAUUAUAUAAUUGACAUAGUCAGUUACCAUGUUUUUAUGUUCUCACUUAAACACAUUUCUUUGAUAGGUCAGUGUUAAUUGGAAAAUCAGGAAAUGGUCAGUUUCAAAUAUUACCUUGCAUUUUGUAGUUGUAAAUUUAGUCAUAAGGUCAGUUAACUUUGCGGUAGGGCUUCAUUUUGCGCAUUUUCUUAGCUUUUAUAACCUUACAAAAAAUUAUUUAUACAAUUCCUACAAUUAUGUUUUGAAGACUUUACUAUGAAAUAACGAGUUAAUUCAAUUGAUGCGUCAUAUCUGGUUGCGAAUUUUUCUUAUUAAAUUGAAAAAAAAAUAUUACAUUAUUAAAUCAAUUGUUUGUUGCCAUAUAAAUAUAGAUUUCUUAUAAUGUUAUUUAAAAGAUAAAACUGGUAUGUGUAUUUUUGACAAAGAUUAUUUGUGCCAUAUGUAAUGUGUGUAGAUUAAGCAGUUUAUUGUAAGCCGCACACAGAGCGACACAAUUAAAAUUAAUAAAAAAAAAUAUACUAUUAUCAGUUUUUA